CCUACGUAGAGUCCAACAAAAUGCCGCCACAAACAAAGGACGAAGAGGUCAAUGAGAGGGAUGUCCUGAUUCCAGACUGGGUGAAGCCGGAAGUAUUUGAAGACCUGCUGAAAAGGGAGGUUAAGGAUUUUAAGCAGACCAAAUCUAUAAGGGCAAAAGCUGGAGUGUCAGCUGGAGAGAACUAUGCCACCGUAAUGCUGAGGGUUGAGCUGGAUGUGGAAACAAAAGAUAAAGCUCUGCAAACUAAAGCCUUUAUGCUGAAGACUCCCCACCAAUCGGAAAUCUAUCGCAAAAUGAUAGAAAAAAGCGAUAUAUUUGAUGUGGAGCGCGGAAUGUAUCUGGAGGUGGUGCCAGAACUGGAACAGCUGUACCGCGAUGUAGGAGUCGAGAUCAAGUUUGGAGCAAAGGCCUACGAAAUACCUGCUGGGGACUAUUAUGUCUUGCUGGAGGACCUCAGGCCACGGGGCUUCCGAAAUGCGGAUCGUCUUCAAGGUCUGGACCAAACUCAUACGGAGAAUGUCCUGCGAAAAUUCGCCCAGUGGCAUGCCGCCUCUGCGGUCCGGGUGGAUACCAAAGGCCCUUACGAACCCAAAUACACAGCUGGAUUCUUUAAAACGAAGGAAAUCGUGGAUGCUCUUUGCAACAGUAGUGCCAAAACUCUGCUCCAGCACGUCGAUAAGUACGAAGGCCAUAAGGCCUAUAUAGAGGAUUUGACCAGUAUAUCAAAAAAGUUAUAUGAUGUGGUUGAUGAUCUGAACACCCCCAAGGCGGAGGAGUUUAAUGCCCUCAAUCAUGGCGAUGGUUGGUCGAAUAACAUAAUGUUUCAGUAUAGUGACAAAAACGAGAUACUCAACACGUACUUCGUGGAUCUUCAAAUUCCCAAAUACGGAACUGUGGCGCAGGACUUGUACUACUUCCUGCUCUCCUCCACUCAAUUGGACAUCAAGACGUCUAAGUUUGACUAUUUCAUUUGGUUCUAUCACACGGAGUUGGUUAAGAACUUGAAACUACUGAAGUAUUCGAAGCCUUUGCCAAGUCUGAGAAGUAUCCGUGAUGCCUUAAAUAGAUACAGUGGCUGGGCAUUUAUCUGCUGCUCCUGCGUUAUGGGAUAUGUUUUGCUGGAUCCAACUGACGAGGCUGACUUUGACAAAAUAAUUGCCCACGAAGACUCCAACUUCAAACAUUCCAUAUUCACCAACCCCAGAUACAAAAGGCACAUGGAAGUCAUUUUGCCAUGGCUGCAACAUCGUGGGGCCUUGUCAUAAAUUUUAUUUAAUUAAAAUAAAAUAAGUAA
Molecule: messenger RNA, 1294 nt
Organism: Drosophila bipectinata
Lineage: Eukaryota; Metazoa; Arthropoda; Insecta; Diptera; Drosophilidae
Source: RefSeq, a predicted model, not a curated record